This is a messenger RNA of Medicago truncatula (barrel medic), 1136 nucleotides long. RefSeq lists its product as uncharacterized. Bases 385 to 795 code for a protein of 136 amino acids. The transcript is spliced from 2 exons. The record is from RefSeq and is a predicted model, not a curated record. NCBI's taxonomy places the organism in Eukaryota, Viridiplantae, Streptophyta, Magnoliopsida, Fabales, Fabaceae.
AACAGCAAAUUGUUGGAGUAGUAUGUGUGAGUGUGUAUGUAUAAGAAAGAGAGAAUAAUAACUCCUCCUCCAGCUAUCUUCCAUUUUGUAUCUAUUGUUUCCAUCCAUCUUCCUUCCGCUCCAAUGCAGUACUACUCACUCAUUACUGCUCUCUCUAUAACUCUCUAACCUAGUUCUUCAUUUUACCAUAAAAACUCAAUUUUUAACCUUCUAAAUCCCUUUAUCACUCUCUAUCAUCAGAUCAAAAUUUUCACCAUACAAAAAACCAGUUUUUUUAUCUGAUUUUCUAAAAUGGGUUGUCUUUGAGAUACAAAAAGUGGAUUCAACAAACAGGAUUUCUUGUAGGUAUAUUUAGUGACUUUCUGUCAACCAGGUUCUUUGACUAUGGGUAGAGGUCGAGGAAAGGGGAAGAAGCAAUCUGCGAUUGUUGAGGAUUUUGUCAGCGACGAAGAUGAUAAAGUACCAGCUCACAGAAAAAGAGGGAGACCAUUAAAGCCGGUCACGGAUGAAAACGAAGAAGUUGAAGCAACUGAAAAGAUAGAGAAAGAUGAGGAGAAUGUAAAUGGUAAUGUUUCUAAUGGUGAUUUGAAAACUCAGGUGAUCACUGUGAAUAAAAGGAAAAGGAAGAGGUCUUCACAGGUUAAAGAAAAGAUAGAACCAAUGAAAGAGGAAAAUGGCGUCCGAGCUAAGUCUAGCCCUGGUGAUUCAGUGAAGUCUACGGGAUUCCGACAAAAUGGCAGCAGGCGUAAAAGCAAGCCUCACCGUGCUGCUGAAGCUGGUGUAGAUUGCAAGUGAACAAGGUUUUUUGGUAAUAGUUUCAUGACCUUGGAAUUGCCGGAACUCUGCUAUCACAUGUCAGGGUUUGUUUGAUUAUAUAAGGCUUGUUAUGGUUGCUUCUUAUUAUUAUUGUAACUUUCAUAUGCUUAUUCCAAAAAAAGAGGCUUAUUUUAGCUCUGAGGAUUCAUAGUAAGACUAUGCUUCUAUAGUCUUCUAUAGAGAGAUACUAUCCUAAAAGGAACUAUUGAAAUUUUGUAGAUAUUCUUUUAUCAUGGGUUUGUAUAAACUGAUUUCCUCUUGUUAUGCCAAAUACUCUAUAACUCAUGCAAGACAGAGAUUGUGCAAAAUGAAUGGUUCAA